UUGCUGCCCUCAAGAGGAAAUCACAACUCAAGUUGUCUAAAUGGAGCGAAGCGAAAGCCAACGAAGAAGGCGACGAAGGAAAAAAGUUGCACUUUGUCAGCCCGGCUCGCAGGAAAUCAGUUUUGGCCCCCAUACUUAAUAAAAUUAAAAACGGCACCGAUGCCAAUGGCAGUGCCGGAGGCGGCACCAGUAACGGCAGUGGGGGCGGCAAUGGUUCAGAUACUGAAAAGAAGUCCAAUGCCACUGAUAGCACAGGUCAUAUUAGUGUGCAAAUAGAACCGGCUAAAAGGGUCAAGCGUCACAGCAUCCACGGCAUGAUGGAGGAGGAGAACAUCAUAAGACCUCAUCAGGAAAUACGCCAAUUGACCUUGGAGGAGAAGAAAUUUCUGUUGGCUGUGGAGCGUGGCGAUAUGGCGGGCACUCGAAGAAUGCUAAUGAAGGCCCAGGAUACUGAUUACAUUAACAUUAACUGUGUGGAUCCUUUGGGUCGCACUGCCCUGCUUAUGGCCAUUGAUAAUGAAAAUCUAGAAAUGGUGGAACUAUUGAUCAGCUACAAUGUGGACACCAAAGACGCUUUGUUACAUUCCAUAUCCGAAGAAUUUGUAGAGGCGGUUGAAGUGUUAUUGGAUCAUGAACAUGUCACCUUUACAAUAGAGGGAAAUCAUAGCUGGGAGUCUUCACCUGAGGAGACAUCAACCUUUACACCCGACAUUACACCUCUAAUACUGGCCGCUCAUCGUGAUAAUUAUGAAAUAAUAAAAAUUUUAUUAGAUCGUGGGGCGGUGCUACCCAUGCCACAUGAUGUGCGCUGCGGCUGUGAUGAAUGUGUUCAAUCACGUCAGGAGGAUUCAUUGCGUCACUCACGUUCCCGCAUUAAUGCCUAUCGCGCAUUGGCUAGUCCCAGUUUAAUUGCCUUGUCCUCAAAGGAUCCCAUAUUAACUGCAUUUGAAUUAUCAUGGGAAUUGAGACGUUUAAGUUUUCUAGAACAUGAAUUUAAGAAUGAAUACCAGGAAUUGCGCAAACAGUGCCAGGAUUUUGCCACCGCUUUAUUAGAUCACACCCGCACCUCUCAUGAAUUGGAAAUUUUACUAAAUCACGAUCCUACCGGUCCAGUUUAUGAGCAUGGUGAACGUAUGCAUUUAAAUCGUUUAAAAUUAGCCAUUAAAUUAAGACAAAAGAGGUUUGUUGCCCAUUCGAAUGUUCAACAGCUUUUGGCGAGCAUAUGGUAUGAAGGUCUACCUGGUUUUAGGCGCAAGAACAUGGCUUUACAAGCUUUAGAUAUAAUAAGAAUAGGUAUGAUGUUUCCCAUAUUUUCUUUGGCUUAUAUAUUGGCCCCAUAUUCCAGUGUUGGCCAGACAAUGAGAAAACCUUUUAUAAAAUUUAUCUGUCACAGUGCCUCGUAUUUUACAUUUCUAUUCUUACUGAUGUUGGCUUCUCAACGCAUUGAGACUUUUAUUGGCGGCUGGUUUUGGACUGACUCUAAAAGUGUAGUUCAUCAGGUGGAGGAGGUGCCAACGAAAAGAGGAGCCAAACCCACGUUUAUUGAAUGGCUUAUAUUGGCCUGGGUUAGUGGUCUAAUCUGGAGUGAAGUCAAACAAUUAUGGGAUGUGGGACUUCAGGAGUAUCUGAAUGACAUGUGGAAUGUCAUUGAUUUUGUAACGAAUUCCCUAUAUGUGGCCACAGUGGCCUUGAGGGUGGUAUCAUUUUUUCAAGUGCAAAAGGAAAUGGUCAUCAAUCCACAUGCCACCGAUCUGCCGCGUGAGCGUUGGGAUGCAUGGGAUCCAAUGCUCAUAUCGGAAGGUCUAUUCAGUGCGGCGAACAUUUUCAGUAGCCUCAAAUUGGUUUACAUAUUUUCGGUGAAUCCACACUUGGGGCCACUGCAGGUGUCAUUGUCCCGCAUGGUAAUGGAUAUUAUGAAAUUCUUCUUUUUGUAUGUUUUGGUAUUAUUUGCCUUUGGCAGUGGUCUAAAUCAAUUGUUGUGGUAUUAUGCUGAUUUGGAGAAGAAACGUUGUCCCGAAGUUUCGCCCACCAAUGUAUUGUUGCAUUUAAAUGGCACCACGGAUCCAAAUGCCUGCAUUGUAUGGAGGCGUUUUUCCAAUUUGUUUGAAACCACUCAAACUUUGUUUUGGGCUGUUUUUGGCCUUAUCGAUUUGGACAGUUUCGAAUUGGAUGGCAUUAAAAUUUUCACUCGUUUCUGGGGCAUGCUAAUGUUUGGCACAUAUUCCGUCAUAAAUAUUGUGGUUCUGUUGAAUCUUUUAAUUGCCAUGAUGAAUCAUUCCUAUCAGUUGAUAUCGGAACGAGCUGAUAUUGAAUGGAAAUUUGCCCGUUCCAAAUUGUGGAUUAGCUAUUUUGAGGAGGGCGGCACUUGCCCUCCCCCUUUUAAUAUAAUUCCCACACCCAAAUCCAUAUGGUAUGCCUUUAAAUGGGCACGUCGUGUAUUCUGCAGUGGUUCUUCUGCGGCGCGGCGAGAGCACUUGAAGACUAUAAGGCGCAAAGCCCAGCAAGCCAAUGAUCGUGAUUUCAAAUAUCAGCAAAUUAUGAGAAAUCUGGUGCGACGUUAUGUGACUGUGGAACAACGUAAGGCGGAAUCUCAAGGCGUAACAGAAGAUGAUGUCAAUGAAAUCAAACAGGAUAUUUCCGCCUUUCGAUGUGAAUUGGUGGAGAUACUCAAGAACAGUGGAAUGGAUACGAAUGUAUCGGCUGGCCAAGGAGGAGGUGGCGGCAAAAAGAAUCGCCAAAAGGAGCGCCGCCUCAUGAAAGGUUUCAAUAUAGCACCUCCCGGUUCUACGGGAUCUCUGGCUCCGGUCGCAGAAUUUUCCACCUCUCUGGAUAAUUUCGAACAGCAGCAUGACAUUUUACACUCGACCCUUUCGAAUCUUUUUACUCCCACAUUUAUGCAGAAAAAGGCAACAUUCAGCGCUGGUGACAGUUUCAACAGUGGCAUGGAAUCACCUACACCGCCACCCUCCCUGGUAUCAACCGUGAAUACGGUACAAUCGGCAAAUAAAUAUAACAAAACCACUUUGAAACCCUAUAACAAACGUAUCGCUGGUCAUAAAAAGAAAUGGGGUACACUGAUUGAAGCAGCCAAAGUGGGCAAUGUAUCGAAAAUGUUGGGUCGUUCAAAGUCUGAAGAUUCGGUGUGUAAUUCAUCGACAACAUCAUCACCUGUACAUGGACAAGUGCGAGUGACCUAUUCGCAGAAUGGACAAAGCUAUUACAGCAGCAAUUCAAAUGAUUCAGCACCAUCGCCUGCUUAUAACGCAGCAGUGAAUAAUACAGCAACGCCCACCAUACGCAAGGAUCAUUUAAAGCCACUGAAUGUUAAUGGACCCCUGGGAGUUCAAGGUUUGACGGCUGGAAGUGCAGGUGGAUCUCACUUCUUCCAUACGCCAACAGGCUCUAAAACGUGUGUCCAGCUAUCCAGCAUCGGAUGGAAAUGCUCAAAACAAGGAUGCAGCACUUGCAGCAAAACCUAGACGCCACGAGCAGACACAAAGUCAGCAUGACUCAGUGGAAACGUCAACGGAAUUCACGCUGGCCAGUGAAAAGCAACAUCUGGACCCAUCCAAUACAUCCGUCAAUUCGCGCGAACCAUUGAUCAGUGGCAGUAGUGGUGCCUCAACGGGUGUGAUCCAUUAGAUGGCACACCUCCGCAACCAAAGCUAAAUCAAAAAGGAAACGAACGGCAGCAAUGGCCCCAUCAAACCCAAAAACCCCCAAACGUAAGUAAAUGAAGGGAAUAAAGAGAAAGAAGAGGCUACAAACAAGAUGAAAAACAAAAAAACCAAUCAUUGUAGUAAAACACUCAGAGUUCAAUGGAACGUAACGCCAACGAACAAACGAAGUGGGCCAUUGCUUUUAUUUUUUGGAAAAAAAAAAUAACAAGAUCAGGAAUUGAUUGUUUGUACAUGAUUCAUUGUGCAUCGUUCAUCGUUUUAUGUGGAAGCAAGUCGUGGGGAGACGAAGGACCAUUGGCUUCAUAAAUUUCAACAAUUUAAAAACGAAAACACCACCCGCAUUUAUGGUUCAACAAACAAUGCUGCCAUAUGGAAACAGAACGAAACACUGCCGUUUCUUCACCAAAAUGAUACCAACCUACCUAAACACUCCACUAUUGAAAACAAAAAUGGGAAAAAACACUAUGAGAAAAAAAAAAACGUAACAAAACAAAAUAUCAACAACCAAAGAAACAAUAAUAAAAUGUUAAGUAUUAAACAAAAUGAGAAACCAAAAAACAAAAAUAUUACAAAGUUUUCUUGUAACAAAAAGAAAACAAAAGAUGCGUAUGCGUAUUUAACCCAAUUUGUGGGAGAAGAAAACACACCACCAAAAUUAAGCAAAACACCA
This is a messenger RNA of Stomoxys calcitrans (stable fly), 4350 nucleotides long. RefSeq names its product transient receptor potential-gamma protein (gene Trpgamma). Gene Ontology annotation, cellular component: cation channel complex; membrane. Gene Ontology annotation, molecular function: protein binding; store-operated calcium channel activity; inositol 1,4,5 trisphosphate binding. The record is from RefSeq and is a predicted model, not a curated record. Lineage: Eukaryota; Metazoa; Arthropoda; Insecta; Diptera; Muscidae. Gene Ontology annotation, biological process: regulation of cytosolic calcium ion concentration; calcium ion transmembrane transport; manganese ion transport.